UCCGAUAACUAUUACAACGGAUUUUGAAAGUGCUCUUGCUUCAGCUAUAAGACUCAUCUAUCCUGAGGCUACUCAUAUUCGAUGCUGGUUUCAUUUUUGUCAGGCUUUAAUGAAAAGAAUGAAAAAGUUGAACCUUGCAAGAAUACUUGAAAAUUCCGAUGAAAGUCGAAUGUUUUUUCGAAAAUUAUCAGUGUUGCCUUUACUUCCUGCUAAUGAUAUCGAAACUGCGUUUUACUGGAUUGUCAGUACAGCUAGACCAGAGCUAAUUUUGUUAUUUAAGUCUUUUUUAAAAUAUUUUCAUAACCAAUGGAUUAGAAGAAUAAGGCCAGAACUAUACUCUAUUUUUAUGAUAAUCUUUCGCACGAAUAAUUUUUCCGAGGCCUAUAAUAAAGUAUUAGUUUUAAGGUUUGGAAUCCAUCCAAACAUCUGGGAUUUUACAGAGAAAAUUGUAAUAUUACAAGAGUUGAAACGCAUUGAGUAUGAGUCAUUACUAAUGGGUAAUCCAGUAACACAAGAAUUGCGGAGAAAUUAUAUUUUAAAAAAUCUUAUUAUUCAACGUGCUUGGUUUCUAUACCAAAAUCAUCAAUUUGGUAUUUCCCAAUUUCUGAAUUGUAUAAGUUACUUUGUUGAUGCACUUAAAAACGCAAUACCGGCGAAUAUUGAACAAGUGGAUGAGUUUAUACCUGAACUAGAUGAUCCUGUUGAAAUUGAAUUCACAGUCGGAGAACAUAUCACAAAUUGUAUCAUUUGUUUACAAAAUAUUACAAACAAUAUUUGUUUACCAUGCCAUCAUUGGUUGGGGUGUUCUCCUUGUGUAAAAAUUCUAACUCGAGAAGAAAAUACUGACUUGCGAUGUUCAAGAUGUGCUGGUAUCGUAAAUUCAUUCGUGGAAAUAUUUAAAAGCCAUUUUUAGACGGUGCCAAUUUUAUUACGCGCUAAUUCUUUUUAAUUAUUUAACUUAAUUACAUCAAGUGAUAUCAUAACUCAGUUUAAAUCUUAAUUAUUUGCAACUGAAUAAAGUUACUAUUAUUGUGUAAUGAAAAAAAUUAUUAAUAAAGGAAAAGAAAAAUUA
This is a messenger RNA of Microplitis demolitor, 1072 nucleotides long. RefSeq lists its product as uncharacterized. Lineage: Eukaryota; Metazoa; Arthropoda; Insecta; Hymenoptera; Braconidae. The transcript has 4 exons. The coding region runs from base 110 to 913 and encodes 267 amino acids. The record is from RefSeq and is a predicted model, not a curated record.